This is a messenger RNA of Gastrolobium bilobum, 1095 nucleotides long. RefSeq names its product disease resistance protein LAZ5-like. Gene Ontology annotation, biological process: signal transduction. NCBI's taxonomy places the organism in Eukaryota, Viridiplantae, Streptophyta, Magnoliopsida, Fabales, Fabaceae. The transcript has 4 exons. The record is from RefSeq and is a predicted model, not a curated record. The coding region runs from base 1 to 1095 and encodes 364 amino acids.
AUGCACCGUUCCUUAUCAAUGAACUUCCAAUACAGGUUUUUCAGCCAACAAAUGCAAACACAGGUGAAUCAGGUGAUGGCAAAACGUGUCGUUAUUAUGGAGCCAUGUGAAGUGUUCAUAAGCCACAGAAGCAUGGAUACAAAAAGAACAGUGGCUACUCUUAUGUAUGAUGAUUUACGAAGGCUAGGCUUUCACCCUUUCUUGGACAACAAGACAAUGAAGCCAGGGGAUAAACUGUUUGAUAAAAUCAACAAAGCAAUCAUGGAGUGCAGGAUUGGCUUGGCUGUUAUCUCACCUCGUUACUGUGAGUCUUACUUUUGCCUUCACGAGCUAUCACUUCUCAUGGAGUGCAAAAAGAAGGUUAUACCCAUCUUCUGUGACAUUAAGCCAUCUCAGUUACGUGUCAUCAACAACAGAAAAUGGACCCCAGAGGACCUCCACCGUUUCAAAUUGGCUCUUGAAGAAGCAAAAUACACUGUGGGACUCAACUUCAACACCUCAGAAGGGAACUUCUCGGAUAUUGUGACCAGUGCUUCUGAUAUCAUCAUCAAGAGCUUGAUAGAGCUAAAGGAUGAAGAGCAGAUGCAGCAUCCAGACAUGGAUGUUGCUCUUUCUAUUGAUCACUCAUGGUCGAUUGAUGCUGACUUAAUGGUCAUGUCAUAUGGGUACUUAUUCCUAAAUGAUCUGACAAAGCAUGCUUGGUUCAUGUCGAAGUUUCUACGCCAAAUCAUAGUCAAGUCAAAGUCAUUGGAUUCGACAUUUUUCUUGACCAAGGGAAUUGGCAUUGUUGGACUACUCGACCGUGAACUCUUGAGGGUACAUGCAAAGAUUUCGUGCCCAUAUUUAGUGGUCAUAGUGAAGGCAUUCUACCAAAAUUAUCACUACUCUAAUGGAGACCUGACAUCCAAAGCAUGCGGCAUUGACAUUCUAGAGAGUGCUGAGAUUUGGAAACAAUUGCUGGGAUUUGAUUUUGAUGCUGAUGAGGUCGCUGCCACUUAUGACGAAGAGCGUCAUGCUACUAUUGAAUGUUAUAGGGGUGCUGAUAUUGUGCCUGAUCUGAAGAGGUAUGGUGUUAGGCUUGCUGAAUACACAUAG